Messenger RNA from Sphenostylis stenocarpa, 1878 nucleotides. The record is from the annotation of a GenBank genome assembly. Lineage: Eukaryota; Viridiplantae; Streptophyta; Magnoliopsida; Fabales; Fabaceae.
AUGCUUCCAUAUUCCAAACUAAACCCAAUGCUCUGUCGUUCUCUACAAUCUCCUCACAUACUCUUCUCUUUCCGAUCAUUGCCUUUUACUCUAAUCCCAAUCCCAAACCCUUCAAUCCGAUCCUCACCACACCGUCUCUUUUCUUCUUCGUGGCUAUCUGAACCGGGAAACCCAAUCAUCCAAUGGCCUUCAAUACCCACACCAACCGCCCCUCGCAACCCCAAACCCAACCCCGACCCUAACCCUACACCCGACGCCACCUCUCCAAACUCAAACGCAUUCUCCCUCAUUUCCAACCUCUUCACGGACCCUUCCGUCUCGCCCGGUCCGGUCCUCCACGCCCAACUCGAACGGUUCGCCAUCGAACCAGACCCGGCCCUCCUGCUCACCGCCUUCGAUCGCUUCGGCUCGUCUCCCAAGCUCCUCCACUCGCUCUUCCUUUGGGCCCAGACACGGCCUGGGUUCAGGCCCGGCCCGAAGCUCUUUGACGCCGUCGUCAAUGCGCUCGCGAAGGCGAGGGAGUUUGACGCCGCGUGGAAACUCGUUCUCGAUCACGUCGAUGGAGACGGGGAAGAAGAAAACGAAAGCUUGGUUUCAGUUGGGACCUUUGCCAUCAUGAUUCGACGCUACUCGCGAGCAGGUAUGUCGAAGCUUGCAAUUAAAACAUAUGAGUUUGCUAAAAAUAACAAGUCAAUUGUGGAUUCAGGCUCAGAAAUGAGUUUAUUUGAGAUAUUGAUGGAUUCACUUUGUAAAGAAGGGUCUGUGAGGGAAGCUUCAGAGUAUUUCCUUUGGAGAAAGGAGUUGGACAUAAGUUGGGUUCCUUCUAUUCGGGUUUAUAACAUAAUGUUAAAUGGAUGGUUUCGGUCGAGGAAACUCAAGCAGGGUGAGAGGCUCUGGGCAGAGAUGAAGAAGGAGAAUGUGAGACCAAGUGUUGUGACAUAUGGUACCCUUGUGGAAGGAUAUUGUCGGAUGCGCCGUGUGGAAAAAGCACUUGAAAUGGUUGGUGAUAUGACGAGAGAAGGAAUUGCACCAAAUGCAAUUGUAUACAACCCAAUUAUUGAUGCUCUGGCAGAAGCUGGAAGAUUCAAAGAGGCUUUGGGUAUGUUGGAACGAUUUCAUGUUUUGGAAAUUGGCCCUACUGAUUCAACAUACAAUUCUCUCAUAAAAGGGUUUUGUAAGGCAGGAGAUCUUGCAGGUGCCAGUAAGAUUCUUAAAAUGAUGUUAAGUAGGGGUUUCAUCCCAAGUCCUACCACCUAUAACUACUUUUUCAGGUAUUUUUCAAGAUGUGGAAAAAUUGAAGAGGGGAUGAACCUGUAUACAAAGAUGAUUGAGUCUGGUUAUACCCCAGAUCGCUUAACUUACCAUCUUUUGCUGAAGAUGUUAUGUGAAGAGGGGAAGUUAGACUUGGCAGUUCAAGUUUGCAAGGAAAUGAGGCAUAAUGGAUAUGACAUGGAUUUGGCUACCAGUACCAUGUUUAUUCAUUUGCUUUGCAAAAUGCAUAGGUUGGAAGAAGCUUUUCUCGAAUUUGAGGACAUGAUUAGAAGGGGCAUUGUUCCUCAGUAUCUCACUUUCCAGAGAAUGAAAGCUGAGUUAAAGAGACAAGGUAUGACUGAAAUGGCUCAAAAGCUUUGCAAGUUGAUGUCUUCUGUUCCUUAUUCUACCAACUUGCCAAAUACCUAUGGCGGAGACAGAGAAGAUGCUCAUACACGAAGAAAAUCUAUAAUUCGGAAAGCUAAAGCAUUUUCUGACAUGCUGAAGGAUUGUAAGGACCCAAGUGAACUUCGUCGGUAUAGAAAUUCAUCAGAAAAUGCUGUCUCAAGCGCAAACUAUAUGAUAGAUGAUAUUGAGGGAAAAAGAAAACAGAAUAAACAUCUCUGA